Molecule: messenger RNA, 2889 nt
Organism: Mandrillus leucophaeus (drill)
Lineage: Eukaryota; Metazoa; Chordata; Mammalia; Primates; Cercopithecidae
Gene: LACC1
Product: laccase (multicopper oxidoreductase) domain containing 1
Exons: 7
Coding region: 426-1718 (430 amino acids)
Molecular function (GO): copper ion binding
Source: RefSeq, a predicted model, not a curated record
AUCCCCCAUGACGGAGCCCCUAGCUGCCUCCUCGCGACCCUUUCCGGACUCGGCCUGCCCACUCCCGCCCGCUAACCCGCCUGGCUCCGGGCCGAGGGCCCUCGCGGGACUCUGAUUCCUGUUCCUCUAACGCCGGCGGGGCUGCUGGGUGCCGGCUCGGCAGGCCGCCUAGACCCGGAACUGCUGAGGCAGCAGCGGGCUCGCGGCGCUUGGCUCAUCCCGGGAUUCCCCAGCGCUCGUGCUGGGCCUGCAGCGUCCGCACCAAGCACGCCGGGCGGCCCUGCCCAAGCUCCCUCCCGCCUCCCGGCAGCUGGCCCGCGGGGCCCCGGCCUUCAGGUUUCCCCUGGGAUCCCGGGACCGGCAGGCGGGGAAUCUGUGCGGCGGCGGCGAGGUGGGUGAUUUGGCACAAAAGUAUUCUUUCAAGGAUGGCAGAAGCAGUUUUGAUUGAUCUUUUUGAUUUGAAAUUGAAUUCUCAAAAAAACUGCCAUCAGACAUUACUGAAGACUUUGAAUGCUGUCCAGUACCACCAUGCCGCCAAGGCCAAGUUUCUUUGUAUAAUGUGUUGCAGUAACAUCAGCUAUGAAAGGGAUGGAGAACAAGAUAAUUGUGAAUUAGAAACAGGCAAUGGAUUAUCAGCUCUCUUGAAAGAAUUUGAGAUUGUUAGCUGUCCCAGCAUGGCUGCCUGUUUAUAUACCAUUAAACAGAAAAUUGAUGAAAGAAAUCUGAGCAGCAUUAAGGUAAUUGUACCCAGGCACAGGAAGGCAUUAAUGAAAGCUUUUAUUGAUCAACUCUUCACUGAUGUUUACAAUUUCGAAUUUGAAGAUUUGCAAGUGACUUUGAGGGGAGGCCUUUUUAAACAGUCCAUUGAAAUAAACAUAAUCACAGCUCAAGAACUAAGAGAAAUUCAGAAUGAAAUAGAAACAUUUUUGAGAAGUCUGCCAGCACUGAGAGGAGAAUUAACUAUUAUCACUUCUCCUUUGAUCCCAGAUAUUUUCAUACAUGGAUUUACUACAAGAACAGGUGGAAUAUCUUAUAUACCAACUCUUAGCUCAUUCAAUCUCUUUAGUAGUUCCAAACGGAGAGAUCCCAAGGCAGUGGUUCAAGAAAAUCUGCGUAGGUUGGCGAAUGCUGCAGGAUUUAAUAUGGAGAAAUUUUACCGAAUAAAGACUCAUCAUUCCAAUGACAUCUGGAUUAUGGGAAGAAAGGAGCCUGAUUCUUAUGAUGGAAUAACCACAAAUCAGAGAGGAGUCACAAUAGCAGCUCUUGGUGCUGACUGUAUACCAAUAGUUUUUGCAGAUCCAGUCAAAAAAGCAUGUGGGGUUGCUCAUGCUGGUUGGAAAGGUACUUUGUUGGGUGUUGCUAUGGCUACAGUGAAUGCUAUGAUAGCAGAAUAUGGCUGCAGUUUGGAAGACAUUGUUGUUGUACUUGGACCUUCAGUAGGACCUUGCUGUUUUACUCUUCCAAGAGAAUCAGCAGAGGCAUUUCAUAAUCUUCAUCCUGCAUGUGUACAACUAUUUGAUUCACCAAAUCCCUAUAUUGACAUCCGUAAAGCCACAAGGAUUCUUCUAGAACGGGGAGGAAUUCUUCCACGGAAUAUUCAGGACCAGAACCAAGAUCUCAACCUCUGUACAUCUUGCCAUCCUGACAAGUUUUUCUCCCAUGUCCGAGAUGGCCUUAAUUUUGGUACACAAAUUGGCUUCAUAUCAAUUAGAGAAUAAGAUACUUGACUGGAUUUUUGUAUAACUGUUUCCUGCCUCCUUCCAAACUGACUGCAAGAGAGAAAUUUAGCUGUUUGAUCUACUUAAAACCAAAUGGAUUACAAUGGAUAAUUCAUCUUUAGGGUAUAUUUUUACUAUUAUUCAAAGUCAAAUGAUUUUCAUUUAAUUAUAAUAAUAACUGACAAAAAUCAGUAUGUUGUAGCUAAUAUGUUUUAUGCAUGACAAUUAUUCUUAAAGUUUGUUCUUCCUGUUUAUUACACAGAUCAGGAAUAGAUUUGUUCAGUUCAGUAUUUAUUGAAUACCCUCUAUUGGUCAGGCAUUGUGUUAAGCAUAGGUGAACAGAAAUGAACACGACUUUUUUCCUUUGAGUCUAAUACAAUGAAGGAGAUAAACACUUCUGCAACUUAAUUUUAAUAGCAGUAGAAGAGAACAUAAGGAAUAGAGGUUAAUUUUACCCAGAAGGCAGAGUAGAGAAAAUAUUACAAGAGAAAAUCACAUAUCACAUGGGCUCAAAAGAUGUAGAGGUUUUUGACAAAUGAAGAACAGCCAUAACAGGUAGAGGGAACACCAUGAACCAGGGCAUGAAACUGAAAGUGCAUAACAUAUUCUAGAGAGAAAAGGGUGUGGGCAGGAGUUAGGGCUGGAGAAACAGGUUGGAAACAGAUAAGUAAGGGUCUCAACUGCAGUGUCAAAGAGCUUGCAGUUUAUUUUCCAGGCAAUGAGUAGGCAGCCAAAAAAACAAGAAAGUAACGAUUUUUUUCCUCCCUCCCCCAUGGCAUCAUAUUUAAGAGGACGAAUUUAAAUUGUGUGAGACCAAAGCGUAGAGACUAGAUAAGGGGUGGUCAAAAUAUUUCAAAAAGAAAUAAUGAAGAUCCAAUGAAGGAAGUGGAAAUUAAAAUAGAGAAGAGAGUAGAUGGAUUAGAGAGACAUUUAAGAGAUGGAAUCAAUAGAUCCUGUUACUAGAUAAUGGAAGUAAGAGGUGAGGAAGAGUGGAAAAGUCAUUAAUGACUCUUAAGAUUUCUGCUUGGCUGUUUACCAAGAUUGGCAGCAAAGAGAGGGAGAAGGUUUGGGAAAAGAGAGGAGGAUAAUGAGUUUGACUUUACAUAGAAUGAAGGACAUCCAGAUAGAAAUCUUUGGUUAAUAAUUAGAAAUAUAGACCUAGAAAUUAGGA